UUUGUAUCGCGAUCCAUUGUGUUAUAUAAAUCCCCAACGCGGCUUCACUAUCGGCCAUUUCGUCUGCGCAAGGCCGUCGGUUGUAGAGGGCAGUGGGGGUAUAUCGUGUGUACUGUUUAACUGAAAGGCAUUUCAAGAACAUCGCACCAUGAAUGAGACAGCUAUUUCAUUCGCCAAGGAUUUCUUGGCCGGUGGCAUCUCCGCUGCCAUCUCCAAAACAGCUGUCGCCCCAAUCGAGAGAGUGAAGCUUCUCCUUCAGGUCCAGCAUGCCAGCAAGCAGAUCACCGUAGAUAAGCAGUACAAGGGUAUCAUGGACUGUGUUGUCCGUAUCCCCAAGGAGCAGGGAUUCCUUUCCUUCUGGAGAGGUAACCUUGCCAAUGUCAUCAGAUAUUUCCCCACCCAGGCCCUCAACUUCGCCUUCAAAGACAAGUACAAGAAGAUCUUCCUUGAUGGCGUCGACAAGCGCACCCAGUUCUGGCGGUACUUCGCCGGUAACCUGGCCUCUGGUGGCGCUGCCGGAGCCACCUCUCUCUGUUUCGUGUACCCCCUCGACUUCGCCCGUACCCGUCUGGCCGCUGAUGUGGGAAAGGCUGGAGCCGGAAGAGAGUUCAGUGGUCUGGGAGACUGCCUGGUUAAGAUCUUCAAGUCUGAUGGCCUGAAAGGCUUGUACCAGGGCUUCAAUGUGUCUGUGCAGGGCAUCAUCAUCUACAGGGCUGCAUACUUUGGCAUCUAUGACACGGCUAAGGGUAUGCUUCCAGACCCCAAGAACACUCACAUAUUGGUGAGCUGGAUGAUUGCGCAGAGCGUGACAGCUGUUGCUGGCCUGACAUCAUACCCCUUCGACACUGUCCGUAGACGCAUGAUGAUGCAGUCUGGACGCAAAGGAGCUGACAUCAUGUACAGCGGCACCAUCGACUGCUGGCGUAAGAUCGCACGCGACGAGGGUGGCAAGGCUUUCUUCAAAGGAGCAUGGUCCAAUGUGCUCAGAGGCAUGGGCGGCGCCUUUGUGCUGGUGUUGUACGAUGAGCUGAAGAAAGUCAUGUAAUUCAUCAUGUUGUCACAUCACUGUCCAAUUUGGCUAAAUGUAAUAACUUUCCAUUUCUAUGGACUCUGCAUUCUGCCUUAUUUAUGGGAACAAACUAUAGUGUCUCACCACUAGCUGUGGGCGAUGGCUGUAAGUUGUGCAUCUUUAUGAUUUUAAACGUUCCACAUCCUCCUUACCAAUGUCAUUCCUGUUAAAGAAAUCUGAUACCUCCUCCUGUCAUUCACUAGGUUUGUAUGGUCCCAACUUGAAUAAAUUUAUUCUGGGGAACAAACUAAA
Messenger RNA from Siniperca chuatsi (mandarin fish), 1321 nucleotides. RefSeq lists its product as uncharacterized. Gene Ontology annotation, cellular component: mitochondrial inner membrane. The record is from RefSeq and is a predicted model, not a curated record. The transcript has 4 exons. Gene Ontology annotation, biological process: mitochondrial ATP transmembrane transport; mitochondrial ADP transmembrane transport. Gene Ontology annotation, molecular function: ATP:ADP antiporter activity. The coding region runs from base 149 to 1045 and encodes 298 amino acids. NCBI's taxonomy places the organism in Eukaryota, Metazoa, Chordata, Actinopteri, Centrarchiformes, Sinipercidae.